Messenger RNA from Rhinichthys klamathensis goyatoka, 2112 nucleotides. Its product is annotated as 52 kDa repressor of the inhibitor of the protein kinase-like. Gene Ontology annotation, molecular function: protein dimerization activity. The record is from RefSeq and is a predicted model, not a curated record. NCBI's taxonomy places the organism in Eukaryota, Metazoa, Chordata, Actinopteri, Cypriniformes, Leuciscidae. Bases 1 to 2112 code for a protein of 703 amino acids. The transcript has 3 exons.
AUGAUUCACAACAGUAUAGCGAAGGUCAAGGAGAAAUGCGACAGCUCAGGGAAGGUCAAGGAGAAAUGCGACAGCUCAGGGAAGGUCAAGGAGAAAUGCGACAGCUCAGGGAAGGUCAAGGAGAAAUGCGACAGCUCAGGGAAGGUCAAGGAGAAAUGCGACAGCUCAGGGAAGGUCAAGGAGAAAUGCGACAGCUCAGGGAAGGUCAAGGAGAAAUGCGACAGCUCAGGGAAGGUCAAGGAGAAAUGCGACAGCUCAGGGAAGGUCAAGAGGACCCACACCCUGUCAUGGAAGUCAGUUGAAAAACCUCAGACACAAAUCUCUGUCCUUAUGGACAAUAAGAAGAAAGCCAAUAUCAAAGAAAACAGGCACAUACUCAAGUCUGUAGCAGAGAGUGUACUAUACUGUAGUCGCCAGUGCAUUGCACUUAGAGGUACAUCUGAGAAGCAGAAUUCUACUGGCAAUCCUGGAAAUUUUUUGGCCCUGAUGAAACUACUUGCAAACCAUGAUGAGAAACUGAAGCAGCACAUGGAACAGCCAAAGCUCAGAAAUGCCACCUACCUCUCGCCCCAAACCCAAAAUCAGAUGAUUGACGUGAUAGGAAAGCGAAUAAUUCAGGCCCAGAUUGUGGACGAGGUCAAAAAUGCACAGAUCUAUACAGUCAUGGCUGAUGAGGUGACAUCCCAUAAUGUAGAGCUGAUGCCAUUGUGUGUAAGGUUUGUGGACAAAGACCUAAAUAUCAGGGAGGAAUUGCUGGAGAUUUGCUCUCUGCCACGAAUCACAGGCAGCCACAUUGCAACCGCAAUUAAGGAUGUGCUGAGUCAUCUCAACAUGGAGAUUGGUGAUUGCAGAGGCCAGGGGUAUGAUGGUGCAAGCAACAUGAGCAGUCAAAAUGUUGGUGUCCAGGCUCUGAUCAAGAAGGACGCACCUAAAGCAGUGUACAUGCACUUAGUGCGCAACAUGAUUGACAAGAUGAAGUUUACCAUCAUAUUCUUUACCUACAGCCCAAAGCAACUACUCAUGGAGGUUGUACAUAAGGAUGCACACUCUAUGGGACAGAGGAAACCACUGAUUGACAUAUGUCGCACAAGAUGGGCAGAAAGACAUGACGCAUACAGCCACUUUUAUAGUGCCUUCGUCUUUAUUGUUAAGGCUCUAGAAGUCAUUGCACUUGGUCUCCAUACAGAAGAUUACAGCCAAGAUGUCACCACUGGAUGGCAGAGCAAGUACAAAGCAGAGGCCUAUAGUCUCUUGUCUGGGCUCCAAAACUUUGGUUUCAUCCUGACCUUCCUCACCGUCUAUCAAGUCUUGUCCCACCUUACAGGCAUCACAGUGAAGCUGCAAAAAGCCUCAGUUGACAUCGUGGAGGCAUUUAGCAUGGUAGAUGAGGUCAAGAAUAUCUACAAGGAGCUACGCGAGACAAUUGAGGAUGACUUCAACCAGAUCUACAAGCAAGCCAUCAGGAUGGCUGCUCAGGUCGAUGUUCAGCCUACCAGUCAACCACGUGUUGCUGGAAGGCAGACACACAGAGGAAAUGUACCUGCUGAAACUGUGAAGGACUACUAUCGUCGCAACAUGGCUAUACCUUUCCUUGACCAUGUCAUCUUGGAGUUUGAAUCCAGAUUCAGUCCUCUAUCUGUAACCGCAUCAAGGCUCCUGGGUCUAAUUCCGUCUAUACAGUGCAACUCAGGUGUGACAGUGGACAUUUCUGAAGUAGUCCAACUUUACCAAGAUGACUUACCUUCACCAGAGCUGAUUGACCAGGAACUGAAACGCUGGACACUUAAGUGGCAAAACACGCCAUCAGAACAAAGACCAACUUCAUGUGCUGAGGCAAUCAAACAAUGUGAUGCGCUGAUCUACCCAAACAUCUUUAAGCUUCUCAAAAUAGCUUGUACUCUGCCAGUCACCUCAUGUGAAUGUGAACGGUCGGCCAGCACUCUCCGGAGACUGAACACUUUCAUGCGUAGCAGCAUGGGAGAGGACCGCUUGUCAUCCCUGGCCCUCAUCCAUACACACUAUGACAUGGCAGUCAACCUGGAUGAAGCUGUGAACAUAUUCUCUAAAUUGCACCCAAGAAGAUUGGAACUGACCAGUGUACUAAAUCCAUAA